AUGCCACUCUUGUUGCUACCGCCAACGGCCUGGUGCGCCACAACAGCGGCUGCGCCGGCGUCGGUCGCGUUCUCGCGGCCCCUGCCUUCCCGGCUCCGCGCGUCCCACGUCCUCUCCGCCUUCCCGCGCCUGCGGAAAUACGGCCGCCGCCACCGGGAUUACGUGGCGGCCCGCAGCUUCGACGACGACGACGAUGAGGAGGCGGAGGAGGAGGAUUGGGAGUACGACGAGGAUGAAGAAGAGGUGGAGGUAGACGAGGAGUUUCUGGCGACGCGGCCCAAGCCGGUGGGUUUUGGUGCGGGGAAGACCUACUCCACGGACAUCGAAGAGCAGCUUCUCCAGGAGACGGGCCUUGGCGGGGCGCGGCGCGGCGGCGAGCCCGCCGGGGACAAUGCGGCCAAAGAAACGGGCGCAGAUCUCAGUGAUGAUGGUGUUCAAGUUCGUCUUUGGAACCUCCCAAAAAAGAAAAACAUACACAAGGAUCUGAAGCAAGCUUUUAAAGGGUUUCCUGGCCUCUUGUCUAUAAAUCCAGCAGUUUCCGCAAAUAAGAAAACUCGUGAUCCUAUCUGUAAGGGUUUUGCAUAUCUCAAACUGGAGUCUGAGGAGGCUGCAACCAGGUUCGUUGAGAUGUACUCUCGUAAAACUGUUUUGUUUGGCAAGGUUCAGAAGCCAAUAAGUAGUUGUAUUGUUCAUGCGCACAGCUCUAUUGAACCUUCGAAUAAAGCAUCCAGUAGCCAGGCAAUUUCUCAACCAAGGUUGAAGCACAAUAAUUUUGUGGCAGCAGGUUCAAUGACUCAUUGAGAUAUGUCAUCCAGUAGUCAUGCGUACUUCUAGAGGUCGCAAAUUUGCUGAAGAAGCUUUGCUACACAGAUUAGGUAGUCCUAUGUAUCAGCUCAAAAUUGAUAAGAAACGCAUAUAUUGAGCAGUUGGCUCUUGUUACCGUUCUAUGUAUGUAAUAGCAUUGGCAUUAGGGCAUCAACAAUGUUGAAUUGUGUUAGAUAUAUAUUGCUCUGUGUAAUAUUUCAAAAUUAUACGGAGUUAUUUGCAUAUUGUUACCUAUAUAUGUGUAUAUGUAUUGGUAUAGUCUUCAUGGAAUAUAAGUUGCUAUUGCUAAUA
Phragmites australis (common reed) is the source of this 1116-nucleotide messenger RNA. RefSeq lists its product as uncharacterized. The record is from RefSeq and is a predicted model, not a curated record. The transcript is spliced from 3 exons. Lineage: Eukaryota; Viridiplantae; Streptophyta; Magnoliopsida; Poales; Poaceae. Gene Ontology annotation, molecular function: nucleic acid binding. Bases 1 to 801 code for a protein of 266 amino acids.